Molecule: messenger RNA, 1386 nt
Organism: Cyphellophora attinorum
Lineage: Eukaryota; Fungi; Ascomycota; Eurotiomycetes; Chaetothyriales; Cyphellophoraceae
Exons: 2
Coding region: 1-1386 (461 amino acids)
Molecular function (GO): flavin adenine dinucleotide binding; oxidoreductase activity
Source: RefSeq, a predicted model, not a curated record
AUGUCGCCAUCACGCAAAGAUCCUUUGGCACAUCUAGCCACACUCGUCUCGCCUGACGAGUAUUUGACGCCAGAGAAGUCAGAAUCAGAGUAUGCCGCCGAAUCGAAGACGUGGUCAGCCGCACGCAACGAACACCCUGCCGUCGUCAUCAGGCCACAAACCAUCGAAACUCUGUCAAGUGUUAUCAAGUACCUGCACGACACCAAUUUGGACUACAAGGUCCGGUCUCGUGGCUUCGGCUCCGCUUCUGCACGCGAUGUAGUCAUAAGCAUGACAGCUUUCGACGAGUUCGAGUGGGAUGCAGCAACACAGACAGUGACCCUGGGUGCAGGAGCGAACUGGGGAAAGUACUAUGUCGAAAUGGAAAAAGCCGCACCAAAGCAGAUGAUUGUUGCGGGUCGCACGCCUUCUAUCGGAUACGGUGCGGUGUCUGAUGCCUCCAACCUUCAAGACGCACAGCUUGUGCUCGCUGAUGGAACCAUCACGUGGGCAUCGCAGCACCCAGAUCUGUUCUGGGCCCUGCGUGGCACAGAAGGCGGCUUUGCUGCAGUUGCCCGGUUCAAGUUCAACGCAAAACCAUUUCCUGAGAAUGGCAAUAUCUGGGGCGGCCCAAUUAUGAUCCCACGCGAGAAGGCUCCUGAAGUAGCAAAAGGUAUUGCUGCUAUGUGUGCUCGCGAGGACACAAAUCCCAAAGUCGCGCUCUUCGUUUAUGUGCUCAAAAAGGAAAUCCUCCACUUCCUUGGCGCGGACCAAGACAUGCUCGUGAUUCAUGCCUACGAUGCCUUCGGUGAGGAGCAUGGCCGCAAAGAAUUCGCAUGGGCACUCGACUUCGAAGGCGCGAUCGACAAAACCAGAAGCCAGAUGACUAUGCGGGAAAUGACCGACCUUCAAGCCAACCUGGGAGAGCUUCAAGGCAAGCAGUCCGCCUUCUGGACGGCAAUGGCAAUAGCUACGCUCACUGAAGACAUGGUCCUCAGCGCUCUCGACUGGUGGGCAACCGACAAUGCUCAGAACAAGCACGGCUCGGUUGCCGAUCAGGGCUAUCUUCUUUUCGAGCUCUUCUCGUGUAGGGACAAUCUGACUUCCCAAGCGUCGUCUGCGUGGCCGAGACCGCUGGGCUUCAAGCAUAUGGUGCUCAUCGGCUCUGGGUGCUCGGCAGAUGCACCUGAUAGUGACCUGCGAGAGGCGAAACGACUCGUCAGGGACGUAGGACCGGCAAAAAUCCUUGGUGCUGAGAGUGCUAAACAUAUGGUGGCUAUCCCUAAUGCGAUGGAAGACUUUCAUGACCUGAAAGCUAUCUACGGAGAAAACUUACCUAGGCUGCAGGAGAUCAAAAAGAAGUACGAUCCCAACAACAGGAUCAAGGGAAGGAUCCUGCCUGCUUGA